AUGCCGGUCAAUGCCGGUCUAAGUAUGAUUUCCAGGGUCAACCGGUACAGGGAAACCGAUCACGGAGCGCGGGGCAGCGACGUGCGCAGACACAAAUACCGCGGCCGACAUUCCAAACCCCCCGGAGCGGAGCAGCAGUGCCUCAAGUCUUCGCCCAGCAACAGCCGGGAGUGCCGGAUUGGAGCCGGCAACCUCCCGCACAAUAGUGGAGUUGUUCGAGCUUAUCGGAGGUGGUCCACACCACUUAACCUGACCCCUGACUCAGCCUAUGUUGCAGGGAUUGUUAUGCGAGUUGAAGCAUCUAAAGAGGCCUCAGGUGGAUUCCGGCGAAAAACAUACGCCCUUUCCGUGAACCCCUACCACAACCAUCCGGGCUCCAUUCACUCCCUGUACCCCCCCACCGCCAAGUCCCGGCUUUCCAUUGGCCAGCGGGGAGGCGGGAUCUCCGCACCGCCGCCUCUCAUUGGCUUAUGUUUUCCCGCUGCGGCUUUAGAGGGGCGGGCUCUUCGCUCGGCUGUGCGCGCUGAUUGGCGGAGCGGGAGGGAGGGCGGGCAGCGGCGGCGGAGCGUUCCCGGCGUGCACCGCGCGGCUGUGGGGAUACUGGGAGCACCAGUGGAGGGAUACCGGGAGGUGCCACCAAUGGCCGAGCAGCCACCAGGGACUGGUCUCAUCCCCCCAUCACACUUCAUGCUCCCCCCCCCUGAGCCCAGCACCAGCAGGCCCCUGGGGGCGGAGCUUGAAGCUGAAAGGAGGCGGGGCCAAGCCCUGGGGGCAGAGCUUGAGGCUGAAAGGAGGCGGGGCCAAGCGCUGGAGGCAGAGCUUGAGGCUGAAAGGAGGCGGGGCCAAGCCCUGGAGGCGGAGCUUGAGGCUGAAAGGAGGCGGGGCCAAGCCCUGGAGGCGGAGCUUGAGGCUGAAAGGAGGCGGGGCCAAGCCUUGGAGGCAGAGCUUGAGGCUGAAAGGAGGCGGGGCCAAGCCCUGGAGGUGGAGCUUGAGGCUGAAAGGAGGCGGGGCCAAGCCUUGGAGGCAGAGCUUGAGGCUGAGAGGAGGCGGGGCCAAGGCCAGGGGGCGGAGCCUGUUGAGGGGCAGCCCCUGGAGGGCCAAGCCCAGUUGCUGCUCCAGGCCCGGCUCAGCGCCAUGGGCCACAUCCUGGCCCUGCAGGAGAAGGAGCUGAGCCGUGAGCUGCCCCCCCCCGGGGUGCCGGUGGCCAUGGCCCCCCCCCGGCUGCGCCUGCUCUUGGGGUGCUGGAGGGAGAAGGUGUUCAGGCUCCUGCUGCAGCUGCGGGUGCAGGAGGAGCUGCAGCGGGUGCUGCGCGCUCAGGUGGGCACCCUGGGGGCCGCGGUGGCGGCGGGGACCCGGCGGGUGGCGCGGCUGGAGCUGAGCCUGAGGGAGAGGACGGGCAGAGCCGAGGAGCAGCGACUGCAAAGCCAGCGCCUGGCACAGGAGGUGACCCAGCAGCGGGGACGGGCAGAGGCGGCUGAGGAGGCACUGGGGGAACUGGCCCGGGCGGCUGCCAGGCUCGCCGGGGUGGUGGCAGCGCACGAGGCCGCGGUGGCAGCAGCCACCAGGACCAUGGGCACCCUCAGCACCCGCCUGCGCCGCGCGGGACAGAGGCUCCGGGUGCUGCAGGGGCUGGUGGCUCCAGUGGUGGCCUUGGACCAUCCACGGUGGCUUCAGGACCCGGCGGGUGACAACCCGGUGGCCGAGGUGACAGGCAGCAUCCAGUCACUCAUGGGGACAGUGGCCAAGGUCCGGCGCGGCGUGGUGGCCUUGGAGGAGGUGACACGGGAUGAGGUGACGCCAGAUGAGGCCACCCUCCGUGAGGACAGGAUGGGGCCCCCCCCCAGCAGAGCUGCGCUGAGCUCCCUGGUGACACAGCUGCAGGCUCUGGGUGCCACCAUCCUUGGGGACAACGUGGACCCCCCCUGACCCGCUUUGCCCCUUUUUUUGCACCGUUUCAGCCCAUUAAAGCUCGUGGGGUGACAUC
Molecule: messenger RNA, 1984 nt
Organism: Strigops habroptila (Kakapo)
Lineage: Eukaryota; Metazoa; Chordata; Aves; Psittaciformes; Psittacidae
Product: coiled-coil alpha-helical rod protein 1-like
Exons: 18
Coding region: 1-1926 (641 amino acids)
Biological process (GO): cell differentiation; protein export from nucleus
Cellular component (GO): centriole
Source: RefSeq, a predicted model, not a curated record